AAAGGCAUAAGGCUGACUGAGAGCAUGCAACAGCAGAAACAGGACUGAGGAAGGCAAUUUUUUUCUAAUAAGAGCCUAAACAUAAAGAAACAUAAAGGAUCUCUUCUCUACUUUGUGGUCCCGUGGAGCUGACAGCUGCUGAAUUGUCCCAGGAUGAUAAAAAGAGCAGAGACACUCUACCCUUGAUGUGCUCAGGAGACUCAAGGCUUCACCCACUUUCUUCGCUGCAACCAGACUUUCUACCAUGCUGAGUGGAAGUGACGAAGUAUAUGCAAACUGCAUGGUAGUAGACCAAGCUGGAGAGUUAAAGACAAAUGAUGUUCACAGAGAUGGUGCCAGCAGUGAAACGUGUCUGAAUUCCACCAACUCAGCUCUGGUGGCUAAGAGCUCUUCAUCUCCCUCCCUUGAGGGGAAUGACCAAUAUAUAAGGGUUACAAAUGAAGGAAAUCAAAGGCCAGUGAAAAAUGGAGAAAACACAGGUUUAAGACAUACUGCUUCACCUGCUGAUUUGUAUGGAAAAGAUUCAUACCUUCCAUUCAAAGCCCAUGGAUUUAUUAAAGAUCGGGGCCAACUUUAUGCUGACAUGAAAAAAAGAAGUUCAAGUCUUGAUGACCUUGAGAUAGACUGCAGAAGUGGAGGUGUUUCGGACAGAUCCCCCAUUCACUACUCUCCUCUUGGCUCUUCAGAGGCCAUGGCUUGUAGCAGAGAUGGAUUAGACUUACCUACUAGUCUACAGUCCAAGGAAUGCACAGUGUCUGGGGUUCGGUCACGUUCCUAUUCCUGCUCGACGCCCAAAGGUUUAUUGGGAAGACCUCACAUUCCUCGGGACUUUGCAGUUGGGGAUUCAAAUGAAGAGCGAGCGUACAGCCUGCCCGAGCAGUGCCGAGAGAACAGGAUACAGGAGGAGGAAUGGAAUAAAUACAUUGUACCCUCAAAAAACGAGCCUGAAAAAUGCAAAGUGAGUCGGACUUUCAGCUUUCUGAUGAACAGAAUGACCAGCACACGGAAUAAGUGCAAGACAAGAAAUAAAGAUACCAAAGAUAAAGAGAAACUGAACAGGCACAAUUUCAUAAAUGGGGCCUUCUCAGGAGUUAUUCCAUGCAUGGCCUGUGAAAAGGCCCUCCUAGGAAAAGAGUCACUGCAGUGCUCUAACUGCAACGUCAUUGUGCAUAAGAGCUGCAAGGAGUGUGCUCCUGUUUGUGCCAAGAAAUCCCAGGAGAAGUAUCACAGUAAGAAGCCCCAAGCUGGUGUAACAAAUUCCCUGCCUGGAGACAUUUCACAGAUGAUGCUCUCCCCAGUCUAUCUUUCUUCCUCUGUGCCUAUUGGACUGCCUGGUGGAAGGAGGGAAGCCUUGCAACAGUCCCACUUCUUGUCCAAAAGUGUCCCCAGUGCCAGUUUUGAAAGAAGGUCCAUGCCAUUUUCCGAACAAGACUCUGAGACUAGCACUUGGAGAUCCAAGUCACAGUCUGAAGAGAUGUUACAAGCAUUAGGGACCUUUUCUUCAAUGGAUUCUUUUAUGAUGGAAGAUGAUGUGGAUUUGUCUCAGUGGACUGAUCUCCACACAGAUGCACAAGAAUUUGAGGCAGAGUCUUGGAGUCUUGUCGUGGAUCCAGUAUUCUGUAGCAAGCAAGAGAAGGAUGUCGUUAAGAGGCAGGAUGUAAUUUUCGAGCUGAUGCAAACAGAAGUGCAUCACAUCCAUACCCUAUUCAUUAUGUCUGAAAUAUUCAGGAAAGGAAUGAAGGAAGAACUGCAGCUGGACCACAGCACAGUGGACAGAAUAUUCCCCUGUUUGGAUGAACUGCUGGAGAUACACAAGCAAUUCUUUUGCAGAAUGAAGGAGAGACGACAGGAAUCAUGUGAGGCAGGGAAUGAGCGCAAUUUUGUCAUCAACAGAAUUGGAGACAUUCUUGUGCAGCAGUUUUCAGAGGAAAAUGCAACUAAAAUGAAGAAAAUAUAUGGAGAGUUUUGCAGCCAUCAGAAAGAAGCUGUUAAUCUCUUCAAAGAGUUGCAACAAAACAAGAAGUUCCAGAAUUUUAUUAAACUGAGAAGUAGUAACCUGUUGGCACGACGCCGAGGAAUCCCCGAGUGCAUUUUGCUCGUCACCCAGCGAAUCACCAAGUACCCGGUUCUGGUUGAAAGGAUAUUGCAGUACUCAAAAGAAGGAACAGAAGAACAUACAGACUUGUGCAAAUCCCUUCAUCUAAUUAAGGACAUGAUUGCAGCUGUAGAUUUGACAGUGAAUGAAUAUGAAAAAAAGCAAAAGCUGUUGGAAAUUCUUGGUAGAACUGAAAACAAAACAUUUACAAAGAUGAAAAAUGGCCAUAUUUUUAGGAAGCAAGACUUGAUGAGGAAAGAAAGGAUACUUCUUCAUGAAGGUUUAGUAUACUGGAAGACAGCAACUGGUCGUUUCAAAGACACUUUAGCCCUGCUUCUAACUGAUGUACUACUCUUCUUACAAGAAAAGGAUCAAAAAUACAUCUUUGCAGCUGUUGACCAGAAGCCUUCCAUUAUCUCCCUUCAGAGGCUCAUAGUAAGAGAAGUAGCCAACGAAGAAAGGGGGAUGUUUCUGAUCAGCGCUUCAUCUGCAGGGCCUGAGAUGUAUGAGAUUCAUACCAGCUCUAAAGAGGAGCGUAACAGCUGGAUGAGACAUAUUCAAGAUGCAGUGGAAAGUUGUCCAGAGGAAGAAGAAGAAGAAGAAGGAAAAAUGAGUGAGUCUGAUGAGGACAGACGUAUUGCGGAAGCCAAAGCAUCCAGAAUUCAGAAGUGUCAAGAAUCACUGAGUAAUCAGGACCAGCAGAUCUGUAAUUUUUUGGAAGAGAAGUUGCAUAUCUAUGCAGAACUGGGAGAUAUGAGUGGGUUUCAGGAUGUUCAUAUCGAACCUCACCUCCUUGUCAAACCUGAUUCUGGAGAAACACCACAGGCUGCUUCAUUGCUGGCAGCAGCACUCAGGGAAGUUGAAAGUCUCCAUGUUGCUGCAUCACAAGUGAGUGAAGCUGACAGACCACCGGAGGAAGCUACUGAGAAAUUAAGCGUGAAGCACAGAUUUAACACCAAUGAAAUCUUGGAAUGUCUUCCUCAUGAUGCAGAAAUAAAAGAAGAAUCACCUGAAGCUGAUAUCAGUGUUGAGAAGGAAAUGGCAGGUGCCAGCCUAGGGGAUAAGGGAGAAAGCACGAGUUUCCCGGAAUCUACAGGAACAGAGAUUGUGCAAGCAAUCCAGAACUUAACCCGUCUUUUGUACAGCAUACAGGCAACGCUAGCUAUCCAGGACAGCCACAGAGAACUCCAUAAGUUAGUACUUCAAGAGAACGAGAAGACUGGUCGGGGCCACAGUUCUCGGCUAAACUUCUUUCUGGAGCAAGAAAAACACCGUAAUCUGGAAAAACAAAGAGUGGAACUGGGCGACAUACACAAACUGAAGCAGCAGUUUCAGCAGGAGCAGCAGCGGUGGCUGCGUGAAUGUGACCAGCGGCAGCGGGAGCAGGAGGCGAGGGAGGGCCAGCUGGGGCAGCGGGAGCGGGAGUGCGGGUGCCAGGAGGAGCUGCUGGAGAGGAGCCGGCAGGGACUGGCGGUGCAGCUGCAGGAGUACCAGCAGAGCCUGGAGAGGCUGCAAGAGGGCCAGAAAAUGGUGGAGAGAGAACGAGACAGUGUGAAAAUGCAGAAGAAGCUUCUCUGGCACUGGAAGCACGGUCAACAAAACAGCCUGCUGUCAUCCACAGGGAGCCAUGAGUGUAAAAGCAAUGCCGGUGAUCAUCCCUUGCAAGACAGACUUGAACAGAUCUCAGUAAAUUUGGAUCUGAAUGCAUUGCAGACCCAAGGUCCCCAAACAAGCUCUCCAGACCAGGGAUCCAUCCAGCCACCACAAGUAGAUGUGCUGCUGCUGGACCACCAGCCUGAGAGCCUACAGGACACAGAAAGUGGAGGCAGAGUAGAGGAGAAGAUUGUUUACCUCUGAUGGCUGGUUUUCCAAUCUCAGUAGCACUUUGGAGAUAUAAUCAUGUUCGCUUUUCUAAACAUCCACAAUUGCUUUCUGAAUGAUCAAAUGGCUUUAUAGUAUUUAAUUUUCAAUGCAAGAUUUUUUUUUCUGAUGAUAAAUAUAACAAUUAAGUUAUUCUGGAGCUUUUAAAAAAUAAUCUUUAAUUUAUGAUGUGAUUUCACAUGCUUUGCAAGAAGCAGUAGUUAGUAGGGGAGAUGUAACAUUCUGGAAUUGCAAAGAUGCCACCAAGAGCUGUAAAAGCUGGGGAUUGAUUUUCUCUUGAGUCUUGUUUUUGAAAGAACAAGCUGAGAGAGAUGGGCCUGCUCUUUGAGAUUUCAGAGUAUGGGUCAGUAACCUUCUAACAGUUGUGACAUAACAUGAAAAGACAGCAAUGUUAGAAUGAUGGCUAUAGUCUUUGUUGAAAUGUACUACCUUAAUUAUCAGGUUGUUUUCCUUAUCCUCUGGCUCAGGAAGUGCUCAGAAGAGGAUGAUUUUUAUAGUCUCUGUAAAUUGCAUAAAACUGCCUAAUUGUAAGUGUAUGCUUGUGUCCUGAAGCAUCUCAUUAUUUCGGUAGUAUCGCCAUUUUCUGUGCAGAGAUGCUGUAAAUCAGUUUGUUAUUGUAUUAUAACUGUAUUUGAUUUCACUAAGUGUCCUUGCACAUUAAAAUUCACCAGAUUAAACUAUCUGGUCAAAAGAAAACAAAGGGGAUAUAUAGUAGACUUUUAGUUAACUGAACCCUUCUGAAACUCUUCUUCUUUCCCAUGUAGGAGCCAACUGGGCUCUUGCUUUCAGGUUCCCGGAAUCAUUUGUGUUUUAGGCAGUAAGAAACCAUAACCUGUUCUGUGCCCUUCUGUCUUUCAGAAAUAUUUGUACACUUACCUUGAAAUAAAGUUCUGUUCAUUUCUGCAA
This is a messenger RNA of Pogoniulus pusillus (Red-fronted tinkerbird), 4882 nucleotides long. RefSeq names its product Rho guanine nucleotide exchange factor 28 (gene ARHGEF28). The transcript has 30 exons. NCBI's taxonomy places the organism in Eukaryota, Metazoa, Chordata, Aves, Piciformes, Lybiidae. The coding region runs from base 245 to 3952 and encodes 1235 amino acids. The record is from RefSeq and is a predicted model, not a curated record. Gene Ontology annotation, biological process: regulation of Rho protein signal transduction; cell morphogenesis. Gene Ontology annotation, molecular function: guanyl-nucleotide exchange factor activity.